AUGCAGGCACGCCGCGCUCUCUGCAGGAUCGCCACUGCCCAGAGAAACGUGGUCUACAGACCCAACUUCAGCGCCGCAACACGACCGGGGACUACUAUUCUGAAUGCUCCAUCUCUUCCACAAUCAAUCAGUUGGAACCACAAUGUCGCCGUCAACGACCUCUCCGCCCGCGUUGCCGAGUUUCACUCCAACAAACAAAAGUUUCGCAUUUCUCAUGGCUCAACAAACAGCACCCGCCACACAUCAAAAGGACCUCACGUUCUUGACGUGAGUACUUUGAAUAAAGUGCUAAAGGUCGAUGUCGACAGGAAGAUUGCAUUUGUGGAACCGAAUGUACCAAUGGACAGGCUCGUCGAAGCGACACUGCCUUAUGGUCUGGUUCCUCCAGUAGUCAUGGAGUUUCCUGGAAUCACAGCUGGUGGUGGCUAUGUGGGAACCGCUGGCGAAAGCUCGAGUUUCAAGCAUGGCUUCUUUAACCACACCAUUGAGUCGGUUGAAAUGAUUCUCGCAACGGGUGAAAUUGUCAAGUGUUCUCCGACUGAGAGAUCUGAUCUGUUCUACGGAGCGGCCGGCGCGGUGGGUAGUUUUGGUGUUACUACCUUGAUCGAGCUGCGUCUCGAGCCUGCAAAGAAGUUUGUCGAGACAACGUAUCAUCCUGUCACCGAUAUGCAGGAUGCAAUCAAGGUUCUCGAAAAGGCCACCCAAGACCACAGUCUUGACUACGUCGACGGUAUCAUGUUUUCCAAGAACCAAGGAGCUGUUGUAACGGGCCGCAUGACUGAUACGCCUUCGUCCGGUCUACCUGUACAGACCUUCAGCUCUGCUUGGGACCCUUGGUUCUACCAACACGUCCAAGGUCAGGUAUCUAAAUCAGGAACAGAACCUGUCGUAGAAGCAGUGCCACUCCCAGAGUAUCUUUUCCGCUACGAUCGUGGUGGAUUCUGGGUCGGCGACAUGGCUUUCAAGUACUUCAACUUCCCUCACAACAAGUUCACUCGCUGGUUCCUGGACGACUUCACCCACACACGAAUGAUGUACACAGCGCUACAUGCUUCCGGCGAGUCCAAGCGCUGCAUCAUUCAGGAUCUUGCUCUCCCUUACUCCACGGCUGAGAAGUUCGUUGACUACACAUCAUCUGAACUCGACAUCUUUCCUCUUUGGCUAUGCCCGCUGAAGAGAACGCAACAACCCACAAUGCACCCAUACACCAGAGAAGACAAGGAACUAAUGCUAAACAUUGGAGUCUGGGGCUUUGGACCCAACAAUCGUGCCGAGUUCGUCAAGGCAAACAGAAACCUGGAGGCCAAGCUACGCGAGUUGGGAGGCAUGAAGUGGCUGUACGCCCAGACUUAUUACACCGAGUCCGAAUUCUGGGAGCAGUUUGAUCGCAAGUGGUAUGAUGAACUCAGAGAGAAGUACGGCGCCAAUAACUUGCCAAGUGUUUACGACAAGGUCAAGGCACCACCGGAAAAGGCAGCUGCUCCUGAGAAGUUCCUCGAAAAGUGGCCAUGGGCUGGCUUCUUCGGCAUUUGGAAGGCUAUCCAGUCCAAGACUUAUAUCCAAGCUAGAAGUGCCGCAUGGAGGCAAUGGGUCAAGUGA
Aureobasidium namibiae CBS 147.97 is the source of this 1599-nucleotide messenger RNA. RefSeq names its product FAD-binding domain-containing protein. The record is from RefSeq and is a predicted model, not a curated record. Gene Ontology annotation, biological process: steroid metabolic process. Gene Ontology annotation, cellular component: membrane; cytoplasm. Bases 1 to 1599 code for a protein of 532 amino acids. The transcript is spliced from 2 exons. Gene Ontology annotation, molecular function: Delta24(24-1) sterol reductase activity; FAD binding. Lineage: Eukaryota; Fungi; Ascomycota; Dothideomycetes; Dothideales; Saccotheciaceae.